Molecule: messenger RNA, 2193 nt
Organism: Leguminivora glycinivorella
Lineage: Eukaryota; Metazoa; Arthropoda; Insecta; Lepidoptera; Tortricidae
Gene: wkd
Product: TBC1 domain family member whacked
Exons: 7
Coding region: 375-1448 (357 amino acids)
Source: RefSeq, a predicted model, not a curated record
UAUGCUACUAGGAGGCUAUGUUGUAUCUGUACCCUCACAUACUUCUGGCCCACCCACACUUUGUUGAAUUUUGAUAAGAAAAAUAUUGGUUUGUGUUCAUCGUAAGCACGUAUCAUUGCCAUAUAUUCUACAGUUAUGGUUGUGCGUCGAAACAAUUCGCGCUGUGAACGUGAUUUCAGUUCUUUCUCUAUCGUAUUGUCAAUGUGAAACGAGUGUUUGCUGUGGUUUCGUCAGCGGGUGUUAACACCAGAAACAGUUACGUGUUUUGCAAUUAAUUCGUCCGCCCACUCGACCGUCGGUAGAAGCGGGUGUACGCGGUGUGCGUGAUGAUACUGGGUGGUAGAUAGUGCAGUUGAUUCUGGACAAAUUUGGAUAUGUCGCUCCAGAAAAGUGUUAAAAGUGCCGGAGGGGAUCGGAGUGAGCAGGCGGAUACCACCUCUAUAUGUUCCUCGGUGACCACCCAGCCUGACAGGCAUGGGUUUUUCGGAGGAGCACAAUACAGUCCAGAACCCAAAAGGACAGUGUCUCCGAGCACGAUACUGAAGCGCGAGCAGAAAUGGCUGCGCAUGCUCAACAAGUGGGAGGCCUUCAUGAGCAAGAACUACAAGAAAGUGCGGGAGAGGUGUAGAAAAGGUAUACCAGCAUCAGUGCGCCCCAGAGCGUGGCUUUACCUCUGUGGAGGAGAGCUCCUCAUGAAGAAACACCCGACAGAGUACGAGGACUUACUCGCAGCCCCCGGCGACCCUAAAUGUAUGGACGACAUCAGGAAAGACCUUCACAGGCAGUUCCCCUACCAUGAGAUGUUCAUCAGGGAAGAAGGACCUGGCCAACAAGAGCUCUUCUCAGUACUGAAAGCGUACUCGGUGUUCAACCCGAAGGUGGGCUACUUCCAGGCGCAGGCGCCAGUGGCCGCCUUCCUGCUUAUGCACAUGCCCGCGGUGCAGGCCUUCUGGUGCCUCGUCAGCAUCAGCGACAAGUACCUCAGCGGGUACUACAACCCGGGGCUGGAGGUAUUACAACGAGACGGCGACAUCCUCCACGCGCUACUCCGCCGCACGGCGCCCGCCGUCCACCGGCACCUCGUCAAGCACAAAGUAGAGCCCGUCCUAUACGCCACGGAAUGGUUCCUAUGCGCGUUGACGCGCACGCUGCCUUGGGACAGUCUGCUGCGUGUCUGGGAUUGUUUUCUAUGUGAAGGGGUUAAGGUUUUAUUCAAAGCUGCCUUAGUGAUCCUCGCAGGCGCGCUAGGCCCAGCCAAGGUCCGCAAGCGCGCUGCCGGGCUCUGCGAGACGCUGGAGGUGCUCCGCCACCCGCCGGAGAGCAUCCUGGGCGAGGAGUACCUCAUGUACCACAUGCAGCGGCUGGGACUCACUGAGGAGGACUUCGAGUUCGAGCACCAGAGGCAGACUGCGCGUCGGCGGGCGAUGGCUAAUAGGAGUGGCAGCUGAUUCAGCGACUGUUCCUACAGACGUUAUUCCAAGAAUAACGCCCGGGACAUAUUCAACACGCUAUGAGCUACCACGGUUCACCUGCGAACGAACUACUUAGUGUAUGAUAGUGAUAGUGGUGUGACUGAGCGCUUUCGGAUAACGGUAUGACAGUUCCGUUAUUUUUCACGAUAACGUUAUUAACGAGUUUUUGAAAUGAGAAACAGUAGUGUGGAAAGAUUUUUUAAGCUACCAUUUUGUUUAAAUUACUUGUAGAAGAUUAGGAAUCGGCAAUAUAGCUUUUAUUUUGUGUUGUUUUUAAAAAUUCAGGUCCCUUAAUUAAAAAAAAAAAACAGAUUUUUACUAUAGGACGUGAAUUUAAAUAAAAAAUCUAGUAAUUUAAAUGUUGAAACUACUUUCAGAAGGUUUCAAUUCCUAUUUAUGUUGUUUAUGAGUAAUAAAAUUAUAUUUUCUCGAAUUUGAUGGUGUUUGUGGCAUAAUAAUGGUGAAGAGUGUGUGCAAUAAAUUUGAAGUAAACUUUGUAUUGCUCAUAAAAGAUAUAUUUUGUUCAGUAUUCGUUUUAUAUAAUUUUUAAAUAAAAAGUUAACCAAGAUCGGUAUUCCUUAUGUAGAAACUUUUAAUUAAGUAAGAAAGAAAUGCCUGUGGUGAAGAUGAACAACUUAUAAAAAAAAUGCAUUAAGUGAUUACACUUAUAUUGACCGGGAUAUAGACCGUGAUUACCUUUUUGAUUUUUGUCGAACUCCCU